Molecule: messenger RNA, 1332 nt
Organism: Nyctereutes procyonoides (raccoon dog)
Lineage: Eukaryota; Metazoa; Chordata; Mammalia; Carnivora; Canidae
Gene: SFXN4
Product: sideroflexin 4
Exons: 14
Coding region: 97-1032 (311 amino acids)
Biological process (GO): monoatomic ion transport; mitochondrial transmembrane transport
Cellular component (GO): mitochondrial inner membrane
Molecular function (GO): monoatomic ion transmembrane transporter activity
Source: RefSeq, a predicted model, not a curated record
CCGGCGGCCGCUGCCUCUGCAGCCUCGACGCGGGGCCCGGGAAGCCGAGCCGGAGGCGGGGAGGCGGGGAGGCGGGGGCCGGGCGGCGGCGCCCCCAUGGAGCCCAACGUGCGCUUCCGGAUCGCCGAGCGUCAAUCUUUUAUUCAGAGAUUUCUUCAGUGGACAGAAUUGUUGGAUCCUACAAAUUUGGUCAUUUCAGUUGAAAAAAUAGAAAAAUCAAGGCAACUAUUGUUAACAAAUGAAGAUGCAUCCAUCCGUGACUUGGAGGACCCAAGGAUAAAAGAAGCCUGGAAGAGAAGUCUCUCAACAGUGCAUCCUGACAGCAGCAAACUGAUCCCUGUUCUCUUUCGACCUGCAGCUCUCCUACCGUUCACAGCACCCAUGAUAUUUUUCUCCAUGCUGUCAGUAAAAAGUCUGAAGUCCCUGAUUUUACCUCAGGUUUCCUUCUAUACCUACACUACAGCGUUCAACAUUGUCAAUGGAAACGCAAGUUAUAAUCGUCACCUAUACGAGAGUCUACUGCUAGGGACAGGAGUGAUUGCCUCUUCAUCCUUUUUUGGACUAUUCCCCCGUCUGCUCCAGCUGCGGCUGAAUAACGCUUUGUUGAAAAGAGCCCUUCCCAUCAUCUUUCUCACCCACAUCAGUGCAGUGAAUGUUGUUGCAGUCCGAAGUCUUGAGCCCAUUCGAGGGAUUGAAGUCAUGGACAAGGAAGGCCAUGUCAUGGGCUAUUCCAGAAAAGCCGGGACAAAGGCCGUUAGAGAUACAGCAUCAUCCAGGGUAGUGCUGUAUGGGACCUCAGCUUUUAUUCCUGAAGUCUUCUCACACUAUUUUGUAAGGACCCAGUUCUUCCGGCAACAUCCAUGGUCAUUGUGGACCUUCAAGCUGGCCUGUACUGUUUUAGUAAUGGGAUUGAUGGUGCCAGUUUCUUUUAGUAUAUUCCCACAAAUUGAACGGAUACAGUGCAGUGAGCUUGAGAAGGAAAUUCAGUCUGCGACAGAAGACACAGAGCUCUUCUAUCACAGAGGGGUAUAGGGAUGCGUGCUCGGUGAGUUUGUUUGGUUCCUGCUUGAACACCUUCCUCUCUGCUUGAGGUGUCGGUUCCGAGAAGCCGGCCGGAGGUCUGGAACCGAGGCAUCUGCGCCCACAGGCUGGCUUACAGUUGCACAGGCCACAACCGUUUCAAGGCCGGGUGGAAGGAGAGAAGAGAACGGAGACGCUGUCCUGCGUGACCCGCCCCCGCGGGACUGCCCGGGGGAGGGCUGAUGUCUGGGUGUUCUUCGGCCUCUGAAGGAUACUGUGAAAUGACUAAUAAACUUGGCGAAGAGAGUUGAA